CGUAGUUGUAGCACUCGGCGCGCAGCGCAGCGGGACAUGGUGGGACAUUUGUACUUCCUAGGGACAACUGUGUUUUUCGUGCUGUCUGUUUCUUCAAACCAUGGCUUUUAACUAUCAGACGUCGACCCUUUCUAUGACUUUGCCAAUUUCGUGCCAGAUAUGUCUCGGAAAGGUCAGGCAGCCAGUCAUUUGUGCCAACCACCACGUGUUCUGUUCGUCCUGCAUGGAAAUGUGGUUAAAGAAAGCGAGUCAGUGUCCCACCUGCAGAGUCCCCAUCACAACAGAGAGCCCCUGCAGGCAAAUCAUUGGAGGUACCAACGAAAGCGAUCACGGCGAGGGCCAAUCCGUGAGGAAAUGUCUCAGAAAAACCAGAGGAGAACUGCUUUUACGGGAGUACGAGGGAGAAAUUGACGGGCUCAUCAGAGAAAAUGAAGAACUGAAAAUAAAAAAUCAAAGUCUGGAGGCCCAGCUGAAGACUGCUUUGGAUCCCUGCAGCAUUACUACAGUGCAAACAGGUGACAAAAGGGUUGACCCCCAAGUCCUGGAAGAAUGGACUAACAAGCUGCGCGCUGCCACAGAUGUUUGUGAUAAAGUGAAGCAGGAUAUGGAUAAGCUAAAGGAGGCUAAUAAAACACUACGGUCUCAAAACAUCGACCUUGUCCAAGAGAACAUGAGAUUGAAAGCAGAGGUGGCGAGCAGAUCUCCUCAGAAGUUUGGACGUUACACAGUGGCAGCACUGGAAGCUAAAAUCCAGCAGUAUGAGCGUGACGUGGACCACUUAAAGAAGGCCCUGGAGCGCAGUGACCAGUACAUCGAGGACCUGGAGUCUCAGGUCAGAAAGUGUGAGAGUAGAUGUUCUGAAGCGCAUGAAGCCAGUGGGAGCAGCAAGUCCGGGUCGGACGCUCUCACUCAGCAACAGAAGAUCAGCAUGAUGAUGAGGAGCCUGAGUGACAACGAGCGGGCGUUGAUCUGCAGCAAUCCAGAGACCGAAUCUCGAACAUUUUCCAGAAACCCUGGUUUGAUGUUCAUGUCCUCUGCAGACCACAGAGUGCUGAAUAAGAAUCUCGCAGCAGAUAAGAAAAACGAGGACUUGGAAAGUGCUUCCUCUGACUUUUUGCCUACCACUCCAUCCUCUGCUUUCCGUUCCCUGACUUUGAGAAGCCCCGGCAUCCAUGAGAAAAAGGUAUCAUUCAAACCUGUGUCUUAUCUGAGGAAGCUAGAUUUUGAAGAUUUUCCAUGUAUUGAUAAGAAUAACGGCCCCAAAGAGAACCAGUUCAGAAGCCUUGAUAAAUUCCCCAAAGCCGUGUCUCCAAAUGCUGACAUUGAACCCUCAAAGUCUGUCCUCUGGGGGGGUUGGCAGAGAUCAAACUCUGAUAGUAAUGACCAACCGUGUCCAGGUCCAAGUGAAGAAAGCUCUGUUAAAGCCUCACCAUCUACCGUUGUGGUAGAUGUUAAAGCCUCAACAUCUACCAUCGAGGUAGAUGAUGAGUCUGAUUGUUUCCAGAUGUCCAGCGAGGCCUCCAUGGACGCAGCUUACCUGGACAAAAUCUCGGAGUUAGACUCCAUGAUGCUGGAUGGAGAGAGCUCCAGCAGCCGAGGGUCCCAGCCCUCCCUGGUCUCUUCUCCUGCCACAGAUUUGAACAACACUCUGGUCCCAGAACCACGAACCUGCCCCAAUGCUUUGUCAAACCAUGUCGACACACUUGCGUUAAACCACCAACCAUGCGAUGACCCCGAUGACGCCUUGAAUGACGGAGAUUCUCCAAAAGAUGGAGCUUUUGCAGCAGUAGUGUCAGGUAAGGAGAGCCAGGCUCAUGUUAGUGGCCGUGCAGAUGAUGAUGCGCCCUCUCAGACUGAAGAACUCUCUUUUGAUUUGCUGUUUGAUUCGCUGGAGGAGAAUAAACCCAGUCCCUCUUGCUCUGCCACUCCAAGUAAAGAUGCCGAUCACGAUCACUUGGAUCACUCCUCCUCCUUCUCCAGCUGCAGUGGAAAGCCUGUAAACACACCAAGAGACAAACAUGCUCUCAUCAUUAGUCAGCCAACAAAGAGAAAGUCUCACAGUCCAUUUAACUCAAACAGUCCCACGAAACUUUCAAAGCUAAUGUGAAAGUUCUACAAAGUGCCGUCGACUCACAGCCACACAUGGAAGGUAACUUUAACCCUAGGUUUCUUCAUAUAUACAUUUGUACAUGUGAAGAUCUGGUUUAACUUAUUGUCUCUUUUUGUUGGAUAGUUUUUCUGUGUGUAGUCUACUUGUAGGUCUGGUUAGCUGUUGAAUAGCUCUUUUAAAGGGGUAGUUCAGGUAUUUUGUAGUUCGGUUGUAUGGGUGAUUGACAUUGGACACGAGACACUCACGCUCACUGAUAACAGACAUAAUUGAGGUCAGAAAAUUAAUCCUUUUUUAAGUCACUUGAUAAAAGACCCUCAAUACUUUCCCUGCAUUUUCUUGCCUUUUUCUGUCUGAGAAACCACUUUUUAAACCACUCACUCUCCCACACCAAAGUCCAUGGAGAAAAUUAGGGAUUUUUAUGUCAUGGCACACAGACGGUGUUUAUCCAUUGCUGCCUCUGUCAGUAAAUUCAACUGUUAUCAUGUGACUGUGGUGUUUAAAGCCUUUGUUUGCCCAAGUGGCACAGACUUUCUGAAAGCGGCAGCAGUAGACCAGCAGCUUCUGUGUCCUGGUGCACUAAAAACACUGGUUUUCUCUGUGGGGUUUGGUGCUGGACAGUUACAAAUGUGUGUUUCCAGGUGGAAAAGGUGGUCACAGAGGAAGAUGAAGCAACAAACAUGUCUCCUUCUGUCCUUGAAGGCAGCUAUGUGAGCGUGAGUGUCCAGUUGCCAGGCUGAAAGUAGGUGUGAAAACUGUGCUAGAAACUGAACUAUCUCUUUAAGGCUGGUCUUGACAGUCUGACUGUUUUAUUGUAGUGCAUCACUUUUGUUGCUGAAAUUGUUUCAGCCCACUUUGAUGGCGUGUUAAGCUAUUUAGCAAACAUGGCCAUCCUUUAGUGAUGAUAUGCAAUACUGGAGAUGGACGAACAAUGACUAUUGUGCAAAAUAAUGACAUUUUGAAUUAAAUAUUGCUGUGUAGCACUGUAAUAGGAAAUAAAAUAUUAAUGCAAUGAA
Molecule: messenger RNA, 3123 nt
Organism: Solea senegalensis (Senegalese sole)
Lineage: Eukaryota; Metazoa; Chordata; Actinopteri; Pleuronectiformes; Soleidae
Gene: obi1
Product: ORC ubiquitin ligase 1
Exons: 6
Coding region: 101-2107 (668 amino acids)
Biological process (GO): regulation of DNA replication; protein monoubiquitination
Molecular function (GO): ubiquitin-protein transferase activity
Source: RefSeq, a predicted model, not a curated record